CGCGCUUACCUCCGUCCCGCCCCUUCCGGUCGCAGGGACGUUCGGACUGGACGGAGCGGUCGCGGCUGAGUGGGACGCGGGAGCUAGAGGCCUUGCGUGUUUUCACGUGGGCUCUCUGCAGAUGCCGACUUCCUUUCCCGUUCCGAGUUGGAGGUCCCAGCGACGUAAAUAGCUUCUAAAGAAUCACUACACUGAUGGCUGGCAUUUUGCACUCAGUGUUUCAGAGGCCUCCAGGUGGACUGCAGACUGUGAAAAAAGGUGUGGAAUCUCUCAUUGGUACAGAUUGGAUUCGUCACAAAUUUACCAGAUCAAGGAUUCCAGAUAAAGUGUUUCAGCCUACACCUGAAGAUCAUGAAAAAUACGGUGGGGACCCCCAGCACCCUCAUAAACUGCACAUUGUUACAAGAAUAAAAAGUACAAAAAGGCGUCCAUACUGGGAAAAAGAUACGAUCAAGAUGCUUGGACUUCAGAAGGCACAUACCCCUCAAAUUCACAAGAACAUCCCCUCGGUGAAUGCAAAGUUGAAAGUGGUUAAACACUUGAUACGCAUCCAGCCCCUGAAGCUGCCACAAGGACUUCCCACAGAAGAGACCAUGUCUCACACUUGCCUCAAGAGCACCGGGGAGCUGGUAGUACAGUGGCAUCUGAAGCCUGUGGAGCAGGAAGCAAAGUCCUGAUGCUGCACAGCUGAGAUUACAAAUCGCAGUUAAUGAGGAAAUGGUUCUCAUUAAAGUGUAUUCCAAUCCAGUCAUUUCCACUGACGAAAGCUGCUGUGAUUCUUUCUCGAGAUAAAGACUUGGUUAAAUUCUC
Molecule: messenger RNA, 810 nt
Organism: Onychomys torridus (southern grasshopper mouse)
Lineage: Eukaryota; Metazoa; Chordata; Mammalia; Rodentia; Cricetidae
Gene: Mrpl30
Product: mitochondrial ribosomal protein L30
Exons: 5
Coding region: 195-677 (160 amino acids)
Biological process (GO): translation
Cellular component (GO): mitochondrion; large ribosomal subunit
Molecular function (GO): structural constituent of ribosome
Source: RefSeq, a predicted model, not a curated record